AUGUAUUGGAAAACGACGGGAUUGGGUUCCGCUCACAAAAAGAAUUCAACGAGUCGCCAACCGGGUCACGCAUGCCGUUUUGAGAACAAAGAAGAAUUGAAUCAACUGGACAGUACCAGUUCCCGUGGUGCUCGCGCAGGACAGGGAUGCUAUCCAUCUCAGCCGCCCAUCGCAAUGUCAGUGGCUUACAAGAUUCGUUAUGCCCGUCAUGCUCUGUCGCUGUCGAACGCGAAGGACAACUCGGGAGUCGAUCUCUUCGAUCCGCCCCUAACGACAAGAGAGGACGAGGAGAGCAUGUCUCUGAUCGGGAAGCUUGAUGAUGGGAAGCGCGGGGGAGGCGAGGACUACGCGCUGGGGGAUAUGCGUAGAAAGUUCGAAAACUUUGCCUCUCUCCGUAAUCAGAGCAAGGUCUUCGUCGUCUCUCCUCUGACCAGGGUCGUGCAGACAUUCCUUCUCGCUGUACCCGACAGCACGCUGAAGGGUGCCAGAAUCGUCGUCGAGCCUUUGCUGGUAGAGCAGACGCGUUGGUUCUCAGAUAGGUCCAGUUCCGUAAGGGAAAUCCAAGCCAUCAUGCGCGGCGCUCUCGAAAGGAAGAACCGAGGACAGGAAGAGCCUCUCGUGAUUGGGGACCUGAACAUCGAUUGGUCCAAGAUGCUCCAGCCAAGGGAUGAGCAAGGCGAGUUCUGCGGCUCCCAAGAGACGAUGGACCAGGAAUCUACAGAUAAGGGAUGGCACUUGAAGAACAAUUUUUGGGCUCCUAGUCACCUGAUUGAUCGAGGUCUACGAGCUACCAGGGAAGUCAUCCAGAUAUGCCGCGAAGUGAAGAGAGAAGCUGGCAAUUACGAUGAUUACGCGGUCUGCGUGUUCGGACAUGGUGGUUUCGUCAACUACAUGGUCGAAGAAGUCGGUGCAGUUGACUUAACGGUGGAGCCAAAGAAGUUAUCAGCCUGGUCCGUUGGCGAGAUUAGGGACUACGAAAUCGAAGACAUCGUUCCUUUGGCGGCUCCUCAAGGGAAGUUAUUCACACAGCCUUCAAGGAGAAAACUAUAUGACCUGACCAUAGAGGCCAAGGCCCGCGCGGGGUUGAUGGAGGCUAUCGUAGAGAAAGACACAAGGGACCAAUAUGGUGAACAACACAAGUCGGUGGCGAGCUUAUACAAAGCAACAGAUAUCACAGGCAAAAACCCCAACCCAAACAUGGAGGACGACUCCGGAAACAAGCUGGGCGAGCUCAGUGUUGUAGAGUACCGCGAGCAACUCAAAAUCGAGUCAGAGAAGAAGCGUAAAGGCCUUUAA
Truncatella angustata is the source of this 1296-nucleotide messenger RNA. RefSeq lists its product as uncharacterized. The coding region runs from base 1 to 1296 and encodes 431 amino acids. The transcript is spliced from 3 exons. The record is from RefSeq and is a predicted model, not a curated record. NCBI's taxonomy places the organism in Eukaryota, Fungi, Ascomycota, Sordariomycetes, Amphisphaeriales, Sporocadaceae.